GUACAAUCAUCCGUGCUCCUGUAUCCCUGUCCCGUCAAUUGUUCCUCCUCGAUAGGUGUUCAUUAUCUUUUUUUCCAUCACUUCUUCUAUCUGUACUGACACAAGGUACACGUAGACAACCAAAAGCAACACUCCUUCCGCAUUUCCUGGCUGGUGUCGCCUAUACUGGUUCUGCCUAAUAUCUUACUCAUUCGUUUCUCACCAUUACACGCGCAUUUCCACACCAAGUGCCACAAUAUCAUUUGCAGCAUUCCAACCCAUUUCGCUCGCUCACAAACGGACACUUGAAAUCAUGUAUAUCUCUACCACGAUGUCGCUCCUUCUCCUCUCUUCUAUACCUGCGGCUCUCGCCUCAACAGAAGUAAAACCUAAGCCGUCGCCGAAGCCAUGCACAAUCCACUCGACAUCCACCGGCUCCUUUUUUGACCUGCGACCUCUGCAGUUGACGCUCGACGGAACAAAAUACCAGACUGCGACGAACGAGUCCUUCCACGCUCGAGGUUAUGAUUAUCCCGCCAACUUCACCUUGAACUUUUGUGGGCCGGUGGUGGAACCUCUCGAUUAUGUCGAAGGCAUAUCUGAGUCAAGAGUCGUGAACGUAUCGGCAUUUUACAAGACCCAAAAAGGCCAUGUCUACAGUAUCGGACAGGAGAACGAUGAGCUUAUAUUCCGGGGCAAGAAACUGCUCCUGAAUUACACCAUGGGCUCACCCUGUCCCGUGCUGGACGAGGACGGUGUCCCGGUCGACUCUGAUGCCGCAACCAGCAAAGCCAACAAGAGGCGCAAGUCUACUCUUCUGUCUUUCAUCUGCGACACUUCCCCGAGUCUCUCUACCAGACCGGCGAUCUCGUUCCUCGGCUCUCCCGACCACUGCACCUACAUUUUCGAAGUUCGCUCAAGAUAUGCUUGCGGUGGUACGAUACAGUCCGAAGAGAAAGGCACACUAGGACCCGGCGCAGUCUUUGGCGUCAUACUCGGCAUUGCAUUGCUCGUCUACCUAAUUGGAGGUAUUGUAUACCAGCGCAACGUGAUGCAUCAAAGAGGAUGGAAACAACUGCCCAACUACAGUGUCUGGGCUGGACUGUUCAGCUUCAUCUCGAGGCCUCGUUUCCUGCAUCACUAUUCUCGACAAGCGUCCACUUCCGGGAAUUUCGACUUCAAAUCCAACUUACCAUGAAUACGCUGACACCAUCUUUACUUCGACAAUCUAGGACAUGUUUGUCAUCCUCUUCUCUUCCUGCACGCAGCGCUUACCAGGUGGAAUCACUCAACUCUUUGCCGGUCGAAGAGGCUACCAUCGUGUCGGAACCGACGAAAGGGUCGGACGAGGACGUACCCCGGACGAUGAGAAUAGAUUAAUCGACCAGCUCGAUGAGGAAUGGGAAGACUAAACCAAAUCGAGAUAAUUUCAUGUUUGGAGCGAAAGGGGUGUGACCAUAAUCAGGCAGCAUUUGCAAUUGCGUUUGCUACAAAAAUCUAUCAAUGUGAUAGUGUGAAGCGAACAUCAUCUAACGCAGAUAUGGGCUUUCAGUCACAAUUUUGGGGAUCAGCUGCACUUAGUGCUGGAAUCCAUUGUGUCCCAGUACUUCUGCCCUCAAUACUCCUCAACCCCCAGAGGUAUGGUCUGGGUACUGAGAGCCGUUGUCACUCCCAAUGCCUCCUCCAGCGACUGACAUAUCGCCAAAAUCCAUACCAUCAAGAGCGGUAUUCCCAAAAUCCUCCAUGCCACCACCAUAGUUUGGAGGCUCGAUGUUGAACGGCAACAACCAAGCCGAAGAGCCUGUGUCCAUCAUGUUGGUUCCACCCGCAAGAGGAUCAUUAUACCCGAACCCGUUCAAGUCCAGCUGCUCCCAUGGAUUUGCAUUGCCGCCAUAUGUGUCCAUAGACGUGGAGUUGUCGUCGAGGUGGCCCAAGCCAGCGGUGGCCUGGUUCGCUGUCUCUGAAGAUGGGUCUACGCCUGAAUAAGCACCAAAGACCAUUUGUCGAUCAAUCGCCGGAAGGGUGUUGAUCCAGUUUAUAUUGAUGUGCGGGAGAUUGUCGAAGCCAAAGGGAUCGGGCUGGCCUUGUUGAGGCUGUCCGCCAAUCUGGGGCGUUUGAUAUAGAGACGGGGACGUGAUGUCGAAAUCGGCUGGGUUGAAUGGUUGGCUGAUGUUGACUUCUGUCGCAUUACUUGGUAACCGUGGCCUUCCUUGCUGCUGUUGCUGUGAUGGCUGUUGUGCCUGUCCAGGCCCAGCGGUAGAGGUUGAAGUAGAAGUUUCGGCGGUGUUACCAGCAGCAGCAGUAGAUGAAGCAUUGUUCCCAGCAGUACCUUUCGUGUCCUUCUUGUUUUCCGCCACACUCUUCCCGCGCCGUCGCGCAAUCUUCUUGCCCCUCUGCCCGCCAGGCCCGUCGUCGGCCUUGCUAGGCGGACUCAGAC
Exophiala oligosperma is the source of this 2416-nucleotide messenger RNA. RefSeq lists its product as hypothetical. NCBI's taxonomy places the organism in Eukaryota, Fungi, Ascomycota, Eurotiomycetes, Chaetothyriales, Herpotrichiellaceae. The record is from RefSeq and is a predicted model, not a curated record. The transcript is spliced from 2 exons. Bases 293 to 1177 code for a protein of 294 amino acids. Gene Ontology annotation, biological process: vacuolar transport.